UCGCACAAAAUUGCCGGCCUUCCCGAUCGGAUAAUCCGGUUCGAUUCGGAGCCCGAGUUGUUUUCAACGAUGCACAAUCCAUAUUGGAGAAUCGGCUUGUUAUACAUUCCCGGGAAGAAAUAAAUUAUUUUCGGACAAAGUGGAAGUCGUCUCCCUGCUCAUCAGUCGCUCCACCGUCCUCGUGAGCUUCGUCUUAAUCUUUCCGGCCACUCAAUGUCGACCACCUUAGAUGAAGAAUCCAUCAACCAACCUAGUUUAGGUGACAACAUUCUGCAAGAGCAGAGUCUCUCAACCCAUGAGUUGAAUAACGCUGAGCAUGCGGUUUCUAACUGUUCAUUCAGAGCUCAAGUACCCUGCAGAUUAACGUUCGGCGCCGAAAUCUUACCGCUUUUGGGGAAUCCAUACUUCAUUUCAAUCAUGGCAAAGUCCCAUGUUCAAUUGCCAUAUCAACUGGUAGUCCCAACUAGUUUCCGCGAUGCUCUUCCAAGUGCUACUGUUAAGGGAGUCCUUGCAUGUCGGGGUAAGAUUUGGGAAAUAAGAUACUGUGGUGACUGCACCUUGAAGAGAUUUGGUGUUGGAUGGCGUAAGUUUGUGGAGGACAACGAAUUGCGAGUGGGAGAUGGAUGUGUUUUUGAGCUUAUGGAUGAUAAGGAGCUGAGGUUCCGGGUGCAGAUUCUAGAUGGACAAAUCCCCACCAAGAUUUUCAAAAGAGGAAGCUUGGAGCGGCCAAUCAAUAUUGAUUAAUUAAGGUGUCCUGAGGUUUCGGAGUAACGCACAAGCCAUGAUUGCUGCUGUUCUGUAUGCUAUAUUUGAAUUGGUUUAGUUUAAAGAUUUAUGGAAGGGAGACAAAACUGUAUACUUGAUAUGAUUUGAAACUUCAUUCCAUUGGAAUUAUUUGGAAUAAGAGAUGUGAUUGUGUUUUGUUCUU
Molecule: messenger RNA, 928 nt
Organism: Phalaenopsis equestris
Lineage: Eukaryota; Viridiplantae; Streptophyta; Magnoliopsida; Asparagales; Orchidaceae
Product: B3 domain-containing protein Os04g0386900-like
Exons: 4
Coding region: 214-744 (176 amino acids)
Molecular function (GO): DNA binding
Source: RefSeq, a predicted model, not a curated record